Messenger RNA from Striga asiatica, 1312 nucleotides. Lineage: Eukaryota; Viridiplantae; Streptophyta; Magnoliopsida; Lamiales; Orobanchaceae. The record is from the annotation of a GenBank genome assembly.
AUGGAAGUGUUAUUGAAGAUGGGAAAGUUCACUGGGAUAACCUCUGAAUUAGCCAUACCGGCCGACCCUUCAACCUACAUUCCAAUUCAAAAGCGGCCACCUAUUACAGCACAAGUAAUUAUUGGCACACCUGGCACAAUAUGUAAAUGGAUGCAAGCAAGGAAACUCGCCAUGACCCAAAUGAAGAUUCUUGUGUUUGAUGAGGCAGACCACAUGUUGGCAGAGAGUGGUUUUCGAGAUGAUUCAGUGAAGAUAAUGAAGACGAUUGUAAAAGGCAAUUCGAGUUGCCAGGUCCUUCUGUUCUCAGCUACCUUUGAUGAUGCUGUCCGAGCUUUUGUGUCUAAAAUAGUUGAGGAGAUUUUUGUCCGAGACUAUAAUCAGAUGUUUGUCAAAAAGGAAGAACUAUCUUUGGAAUCCGUUAAACAGUAUAAGGUCCAUGUUCCGGAUGAGCUUUCCAAAAUCAUGGUGAUCAAAGACCAGAUACUCGAACUCGGAGAAAAGGUGGGGCAGACAAUUGUAUUUGUUCGGUCCAGGAACAAUGCUGCAAUGUUGCACAAAUCUCUAGUCGAAAUGGGUUACGAGGUCACCACAAUCCAAGGUGCUUUGAAGCAAGAAGAUAGGGAUAGAAUUAUAAAAGAGUUCAGGGAUGGGUUGACUCAUGUUCUAAUUUCUACCGACCUUCUGGCUCGAGGCUUUGACCAGCAACAGGUUAAUUUGGUCGUCAAUUAUGAUCUUCCCGUGAGAUAUGAUAGACCCACUGAACCUGACUACGAAGUUUACCUGCAUAGGGUUGGUAGAGCAGGACGCUUUGGCCGCAAAGGUGCAGUGUUUAACUUGCUUUGUGGCGACCGAGAUGACCUGGUCAUGGGGAAGAUUGAGAAAUACUUCAACACGCAAAUAGCCGAGGUAAGCCAGUGGAAUAGCGCUGAGGAAUUUCGAGUAGCUCUGAACAAUGCUGGUCUACUAUGAGUUUGAUUUUGUUCUUUAUUUGUGUACCGACCACCGUGUGAUACAUUCGGUGUCAGCUUUUAUGUCGUGAACAACCGAUUUCAAAAUCUCCCUACUGGAUAGAUACAGUUCUAUAUAUUUCUGUCUUGGGACUUGAAAUUUAAUAGAACUUCGUCGGUAUUUAUUUAUUUUUUGGUUUGUGGGGAUGAGAUGUGAUUUCUAUUGCUACGAACUGAUAUAUCUGCUGCUUUUGAGUAGUUGAGUGUGUUUUUGAGGUCGAAUGGAGUUUUGCUAUCAGACUUGUCCCAACAUCUCACGAGUGGAUAUUUUAUCAAUUGAGUUGAAUUCAUAUGGCAAUUAGCAA